ACCACACCACACCAAACAAACAAAAACUCUCUCACCUUCUUCUUCUUUCUUCUUAAACAUUUUUUCUUUUAAUUGAGAAUAUAUAGAAUCGAAGUUAAAUGGCAUCAGCUAUUUUUUCAUGUUCAUCCCUUUACACCACUAGUUACAACAAAACAUCAUCAUCGUCAACAUCAUUAAUGUUUGGUCAUGGUCGUCGUCGUUUAUCACAUUCUCCAAACAAUGCUCUUCGGUUCACCACGCCACCUGUUUGCUCUUCUUCUAAUAAUAAUAAUAAUAAACAUCAUCAUUUUUCAUCACACAAUCCACAACAACAGAAAGAUAGGUUUUCUGGGAUAAAAGAAUGGGUGAUAUCUGUUGCUUUGGCGGCUGCCUUAACAACUGGGGCACCAACAAUGGGAUUCCCUAGUAAUGCCAAUGCAGUUGCUCCUGCAUUGCCAGAUUUGGCAGUGCUGAUAUCCGGACCUCCGAUUAAGGACCCAGGAGCGUUAUUGAGAUAUGCUUUGCCUAUUGAUAAUAAAGCUAUCAGGGAAGUGCAGAAGCCUCUUGAAGACAUUACGGAGAGUCUCAAGAAUUCUGGAACAAAAGCUCUUGAUUCAGUCGAAAGGAAUUUGAAACAAGCUUCAAGAGCUCUUAAGCAGGGGAAGAGCAUGAUCAUAGCAGGAGUAGCUGAAUCAAAGAAAGACCAUGCGAUCGAAUUGCUUGGUAAGCUAGAAUUUGGAAUGGAAGAGCUUCAGAAAAUCGCAGAGGAUAAAAAACGAGAGGCUGUAGCACCUAAACAAAAGGAGCUUUUGCAGUACGUUGGAGGUGUUGAAGAGGAUAUGGUUGAUGCAUUCCCAUAUGACAUUCCAGAAGAGUAUCAAAAAAUGCCUCUUUUGAAGGGGAGAGCGACUGUGGAUAUGAAAGUCAAAGUCAAAGACAAUCCUAACCUUGAGGAAUGUGUAUUCAGAAUUGUUCUUGACGGUUACAAUGCCCCAGUAACUGCCGGAAAUUUUAUAGAUUUGGUGGAAAGGCAUUUCUAUGAUGGCAUGGAAAUCCAAAGAGCCGAUGGCUUUGUUGUUCAAACUGGAGAUCCUGAAGGGCCUGCUGAGGGUUUUAUUGACCCAAGUACAGAGAAAACGCGUACGAUACCUUUGGAAAUCAUGGUGGAAGGUGAAAAAGCACCUGUGUAUGGAGUAACCUUGGAAGACAUUGGUCUGUACAAGGCUCAAACUAAGCUCCCUUUUAAUGCAUUUGGAACCAUGGCCAUGGCAAGAGAGGAAUUUGAAAACAACUCAGGCUCAAGCCAGGUAUUUUGGCUCUUGAAAGAGAGUGAAUUAACUCCAAGCAAUGCCAACAUUUUGGAUGGACGCUAUGCAGUCUUUGGAUAUGUGACCCAAAAUGAGGACUUUUUGGCCGAUUUGAAGGUUGGUGAUGUUAUAGACUCGAUCCAAGUAGUUGAUGGGCUGGAUAAUCUUGUUAAUCCAAGCUACAAGAUUGCAGGCUAAUUCAUCAGUUUUCAUUUCUUCCCGAGAAUUGGUUCGACAACUAUGAGUGUAAUGGAUUAUAUUAUGAGGGUAUGAGGAAAUAUUGUAAGGCAUUACAUCACAGUAGUAAUAUUUAUGCUGUUUUUUAAAGUUAUGUAUCGCAGCAUCCCUGUACAAUGAUUGUUGAGAUAUUUAACAUAUUUUUUGUAUUA
Messenger RNA from Erigeron canadensis, 1675 nucleotides. Its product is annotated as peptidyl-prolyl cis-trans isomerase CYP38, chloroplastic. Gene Ontology annotation, molecular function: peptidyl-prolyl cis-trans isomerase activity. Lineage: Eukaryota; Viridiplantae; Streptophyta; Magnoliopsida; Asterales; Asteraceae. Bases 99 to 1484 code for a protein of 461 amino acids. Gene Ontology annotation, biological process: protein peptidyl-prolyl isomerization. The record is from RefSeq and is a predicted model, not a curated record. The transcript has 7 exons.